Rhopalosiphum padi (bird cherry-oat aphid) is the source of this 969-nucleotide messenger RNA. RefSeq lists its product as uncharacterized. The coding region runs from base 1 to 969 and encodes 322 amino acids. The transcript has a single exon. The record is from RefSeq and is a predicted model, not a curated record. Lineage: Eukaryota; Metazoa; Arthropoda; Insecta; Hemiptera; Aphididae.
AUGGCUUCGAGAAUAUCGGUGAACAUUUUUUACGUGUACGACAAAUGUCCUACGUCUUUGUUCAAAGGAAUUUAUGUGAUUAAAAUGGCGAACGACAAGGUGGAAGAAAUCGAAUUUGGAUUAGAGACAAGAAUUGAAAACAGAAAUGAUAUAGACAUGAUAGUCAAAGAAUUUUCUGCUGUGACUGUUUACAUUAUGGAAAAAGAUAUAAUUUUGAGACUGACUGAUUCCGGCAUUAAAACAAUCAACCCGAAGAGGUCCAAAGGUAUUGCGUUCGAGGUAGUCAAAGGUGUCAUGGCUAGGUUAUCGAUCUUUGAUGGUGUCGAUGCGACAUUAUACUGUCCAACUAAAGAAAUUGGGGUCGCUAACGAUGCGGCCUUGAGCUCUGAUGUGAUAUUGCCCGAUUUUGCCACGUUGAUGACGAGAGACGAGAUUGACGUAAAGUUCGAAGAACGUAGAAGACGCAAAGAAGAACGUGAAAGCGGAAAAUUCACUACUCCGAUGAGAAACAGAACUUCGGUUUCAAACUUAAGCAUUAACUCAACACGUUUCACGAGCACAUCAAGUCCGAUCGUAAACAGUAAUAUGAACAGAAGAGAGAAAGAGAAAGCAUUGUCUAAUACAAUCGAGGAUAAAAUUAACGACAUGGAGAUAUUUGAUGAAGAUGAAGACUUAGAAUUAAAGGAUAAUGAAGACGAAGAUGAGGAUGAAGGAGGUGUUGCCAAGUUAUUAAUUGAGAUUUCAUCAUAUUCAAAUGACUCUUACGAGUUUUCGAAAUCAGAAGUAGCGGAACACAGUAUUGAAAAGUUGUCUGCUCCGUAUGUGACAGGAGGUUUAUAUAAACACGGAUCUGAUAAAAAGAACGGAAACAUGAUGUUUAAGAGAGUCAAAGGCUCAGGGCUGUGUGUUGAUUACCAUAAGAUUUUGCUCACCGAUGGAUCGAAGUACCUCUUAGCGAAAGCGAAGUAG